UCUGACCGCUACACAGCGCGGACGUCUCGGUUUCCAGGAAUUUUAAUUCUCGCGAAGUUAUCGUCUUGAUUAUAAUACAGUGGCCUGUGUUGUGUUGUGAUUAUUCGAUCAAGUUUCUUCGGUUUGCCAUGUCGACUUCCAAGUGUUGAAGUUACAUCGUCAGCAUACCGACCAAAAUGACCAUCCAACCAUUCAGAAGGAAGUCGUAUAAAAUUCUAAGCACGUACCUUAACACGUAAAAAAAGUUUAAAAGGACCACAGACUAAAAAAAAAAACAAUUUAUUUAAUUUUUAAGUAGUGCAAUUUUGUUCCUGUUAUUUUAUUUACCGAGUGAUAUUAGUUUUAAUAGUGUAGUGUUGUGCCAUUGUCGAUAGUUUAUUUAUCGAUAAGUGAAGAUGUAUAAGAAAAUGUGGUGUGUUUUUGUUGCGAUUAUUGGAGUGGCUGCGGGGAUGGACAGGAGCCAUUUGCCGCCAACCUGCUCUAGCAAUAUCUACUGUCAUGGCCCGCUGCUGGACACGGUGCAGAUGGCAGGGCUGUACAAUGACUCCAAGACCUUCGUUGACAUGAAGCUGAAGCUGUCUGCCGAUAUCACCAUGGACCACUUCCACGAAAUGAUGGCCAGGACAGGUUCACAUCCGACCAAAGCUGACAUUCAGGAGUUCGUCAACCAGAACUUUGAUCCCGAAGGAUCUGAGUUCGAGGACUGGAGACCUACUGACUGGAAGGAUAACCCUGCGUUCCUACAAAACAUCAAGGAUCCACUGCUGCACGAAUGGGCUGCCGACCUGAACCGCUUGUGGCUGCAAUUGGGCAGGAAGAUGAAGCCUGAUGUUAAGGCCAACCAGGAUCUGUACUCCAUCAUAUACGUGGACAACCCUGUUAUUGUGCCUGGUGGUCGUUUCCGUGAGUUCUACUACUGGGACUCGUACUGGAUCAUCAAGGGUCUUCUACUGUCUGAGAUGAGGUCCACUGCUAAGGGUAUGGUCUCCAACUUCAUGGACAUUGUCGAAAGGAUCGGCUUCAUACCUAAUGGAGGCAGAAUAUAUUACGCUAUGAGAUCACAGCCUCCCCUCCUAAUUCCCAUGGUUAAACUAAUCCUGGAUGACAUGGAUGACAUCGAGUUCCUCAGACAACACAUCCAUACCUUGGACAGGGAGUAUGAUUACUGGAUGACCAACCACACCAUUGAAGUCAACCAUAAUGGGCAUAGAUACACCCUAGCAAGAUACUACGACCAAUCACAAGGACCCAGACCUGAGAGUUACAAGGAAGACGUCGAUGUCGCCAGACAUUUCGACACAAAUGACAAGAAGGAAGAAUUGUAUGCCGAGUUGAAAGCUGCGGCUGAGUCCGGAUGGGACUUCUCAUCCAGGUGGUUCAUUCUUAAUGGCACCAACAAAGGUAACCUAACGAACCUGAAAACUCGGUCCAUCAUCCCUGUGGACCUGAACGCCAUCAUGUGUUGGAACGCGCAACUACUCCGGGACUUCCAUACCAGACUCGGCAACGUCGACAAGGCAGAAUACUAUAGAAACGUGCACGCCAGAUUCAUGGAUGCCAUUGAACAGGUGCUCUGGCAUGAAGACGUGGGUGUCUGGCUGGAUUACAGUCUGGAAUCUGGCAGGCGUCGGGAUUACUUCUACCCGUCCAACGUGUCGCCGCUCUGGGCAGUCUGCUACGACCAGGCGAGGAAGGAUUAUUACGUCAACAGAGUCGUCAAUUAUUUGGAUAAAGUUAAAGUAGACAUAUUCGACGGAGGCAUUCCAACGACAUUUGAGCAUUCCGGAGAACAAUGGGACUACCCGAACGCCUGGCCUCCUCUACAGUACAUAGUGGUGAUGGGCCUCGCCAACACAGGCCAGCCCGAAGCCAUGCGACUGGCCAGCGAGAUCGCUACUAAAUGGGUCCGGUCUAACUUCGAAGUUUGGAAGCAGAAGACUGCUAUGCUCGAAAAGUAUGAUGCGACAAUUUUCGGCGGUCUCGGCGGGGGUGGCGAAUACGUCGUACAAACUGGCUUCGGAUGGACCAAUGGCGUUAUAAUGGCCAUGCUGAACCGAUGGGGAGCGGACGCGUUCGGGACCGGCGCGGCGGUGGACUCGGGCGCGGUGUACGGCGCCCACGUCGGUGCCAGUGGAGUCGCCACGGCCAUUCUAGUUGUUUUGGCCUCUUUGGCUGCUGGAACUCUUGGACUAAUGGUGUAUAGAAAACGAAAAGAUUACAUCCGAGUAUCAGGCGGUGAAGACUACAAGCUUCUUUCCAGAAAACCCUACACGGAACUGAGGAGCCUCAACGGGGCAUCGAACCCACGUCAACGAUGAACACAUACCUACCUCUUAACUACUCGACCGAUGCAACGUGAGUGAAAUGGUUAUCCGACUUCUAAACGAAGUUAUUGGAUAACUGUGAGCCGUAUUUUGGGUAAAUUUGAAAAUACAAUAAUAUUACAAGAUUCUAAGACACGCUAGAUUGUUAAAACUAAUAGAAAUCACUUUAACAAUCUUCCAAUGAAUUGUAUAUUUGUGUUUUGAAUAAUUAUCUAUACCGAUAUGUAAAUGAUAAAGAUAAAAUCCACUUACUAACAAAGUAAAUGUUAGUAUUUAUUACAAAUGAUUUUGACUAUAGAUGUCUAGCGUGUCACAUUAAGAAAAUAAUGAAUAACAAUAAAAUUCUUGCCGUUUCAAUCCAUAACUAAGUUUUCCUAUAUAUGGAUAAGCUCAAUGUUAAAAUAAAAGGCGUAAUUUUUUAAUAUGAAUAAUUAUUAUUUCACAUUUAAAUCUAUUUUGAGCAAUGGAAUAAAGUCGUCAUUUGCUUUAAACUCAAAUACAACUAGUAAAAUUUUAACAUGAAUUCUAUAUGAGUUUUUAUUGAGAAAAAAAUAUCUAAUAUUAUUUGUCUAUCUACUAUCUGCUCAAAAACAAAAAUAAUGUUAAAAAAUGUUACAUUUUACAAAAAUAUUUCGAAACAAAAAAACAUUAAAAAGGCGUUUGUAUAAUACCAGUUCUCCAGUGCUGUGAAAUUUCGGCCGAACUGCGAUUUUCGAGCGUAAACAUUGCGUGGCAUUAAUGACAAAAAUCAGAAGAAAAUUUUGACUAACAACACAUCACGUUCACGCUAAGAAACCGCAGUCCAGCCUUAACUUGUAAAUAAAUAGCUUACAAAUAAAUAUUAUCGCUUGUAAUAGAUUUAGUCUUAGGUUUAAUACUUUAGUAAAAUGAAAAAAUGUUGAUACAGUUUAGUUUUGUCGUUUGAUUUAAUUUAAAUCAUUAAUUAACUUCUUCAAAAUAAUUCGUAAAGAUUCAAUGUCUACUUACGCGUGUAAGAAAAAUAUGGUACAAUCAUUUAUUUACUAAUCUCAUGUGUAUCCUAGUUGGAAGCUCAAGUUUUUCAUUAUAAAGCAAUACAAGUAUACUUUUGUCUUUUUAAUUGCAUUCUGAAAUCGUAUUACUGUUAUAUUUUACUUUUAUUUAUAUCCUUGUCUUUAUGGAGCAAUUAUUCUAUAAUAUAAAACAACACUUAUUGCUAAAUAUCUAGUAAAUCACUAAAAAUAAGCUUUAAUCAAAUUGGUCCUUUUGCAACCCAAAGGACCAGACUAUAAAGUUACAAUCAACGCCAUCUAGUACAAAGGUGAUGAACUAUUUAUGACAGCAACAUCAUUCUAUAACUCUUCGGUUGCAAGCAAAUACUUUACUGUAGUUUAAGUUGUGUAUAGAUGGAAUUGCUUGUAAUUGGGUAGUUGAUAGGAUAUGAAAAUUAAAAAUCGAAUUAGUCCGACAUUUAAGUCAUGAAAAAAUAUUAGACUCGGAUUUUUUUUAAUCGUCGUAAAGUAAAACUCUAAAACGUUUAAGUUUAGGAGCGAGAGGUCGCUACGUGACAUGUUCCUAUAAAUAUAAAACGUUGCGACUCCUGACGUUACACGAUAUUACAAAUCAAUAUAACAUCGAAAGUAUUUAUUCUGAUAAUAAAAGAAAAAAAUACGUGUCUAAUAUUUAAACAUUAAUCUACCAAACAUACAUUUAAAAAAAAUAGCAAACUACCCAAUUGUGACCUUAAUUCUACUAUAAAAAUGUCAUAAGUAUUAUAUUUUUGUAACAUCAUAAUAAUGUUUUAAAAAUUAAAAGGAACACCUUCGUGUACCACCAGGCGAGAUAGUAGUCAAACAUCGGCCCAUCAAAUAUAAAAACAAAAUGUAUUUACAAAUAUUUCACCUCAAGAUUUGUAAAUGGCCAAUACCGUACCUAUUACUACAGUUUUUAAUUCGCCCCAUGAAGACUAAGGAUACAUUUAUAUUUAGCUAUUUUUUACUCCAGAACAAAGUCGAUAGUCAAUAUUUUUAUAACAAUAGGUAUUAAAUGAGUAUUAUUAGAUAUAUUAGUUUAGCCUUAGUAUGUAAGUAGACAAUUUUAAUUGCCCAACUAAGUGUACAGUCUGCUCGGUUUUUGUACAUGUUUUAUGCAUUUAUAUUAAAAAUGGAAUACGAUUUCAGAAUGCAAGACAAUAUUGUUUUAAAUUCACAUUUUGACAUUCAUAUUAUAUCGUGUAUAACAAAUUAUGUAUAUUCUUUUCAUUUUAACUCGAGUAAUCAACAUAUGAUUUAAUAUAGUCUACUAUAUUACGUUUUCACUAUAUUAUUUUUACUUAUAUUGGUUACGAUUUUUUAAAUUCUAAUCUUAAUAAAUCCUUACCAAUAUUGUUUUGUAUUUUUCAUUAAUCAAUUUUUGUUGACAUGUUUUAUUAAUUUUAUGGAAAAUGAGCUUCAUCGGUGCUGGUCACCAUUAUUAUAAGUAAUAUUCUUCAUUUAAUAUUAAAAUUAUAUCGAUCAUGACAUAAAAAUACAUUUUAUA
This is a messenger RNA of Spodoptera litura, 4841 nucleotides long. Lineage: Eukaryota; Metazoa; Arthropoda; Insecta; Lepidoptera; Noctuidae. The record is from RefSeq and is a predicted model, not a curated record.